Molecule: messenger RNA, 2018 nt
Organism: Trichobilharzia szidati
Lineage: Eukaryota; Metazoa; Platyhelminthes; Trematoda; Strigeidida; Schistosomatidae
Source: the annotation of a GenBank genome assembly
AUUGAAUAUUGCGCCACUUUCAAGUGCUGCGUAACUUAGCGAGAAACUUAUUGUUUGGGCAUAUAUGAAUUGUCCUGUCAUGUUGGUGUAUUACCUGCAGUGAUAACUUUAUAUUGUAUUACUUAUGGAUGAAGAAGGUAAUACAAACAAAGUUGAAGAGAACGUGGGUCACAAUACUGAAUCUGAUGCCAAACCAUUUGUCGAUAAAAAUACACCAGAGCACCCUAAUACAGGAGCCGUUGCACGUAUACUGGAAGAAUCUGAAGUGCUAAAGACCAAUCAAUUUAAAGAUGUUGAUGAGGUUGUUGGUUCAUCAAGUAAUUUAAUUAGUGAUGAGAACUCUGAGGGUAGAAGUCGUAAACCAUCUUCUACAGAAAUAACUAUUCCCUCAAGCUCAGAAGAACCUUGUUGGACAGAUGACAUGCUUCAUAUCUUUGUUCUUAGUGAGGCUGGUAAACCAAUUUAUUGGAGGUAUGGAAACGAAAGUAAUGUAUCUUCUGUGAUGAGUGUUAUGCAAGCGCUUGUUUCUUUUGUUGAUAACUCUGGUGAUGAACUGCAAGUGAUAAAUACAUCUGAUAAAAAGUUCCUGUUCAUUUCCCGUUCACAUCUAAUUCUGGUAGCAUUCAGUCCGAUUUCUGAGCCUACUCUGCAUUUGUUGAAUUGUCUUAACUAUGUUUACGAUCAGAUAAUAAGUUCACUAACUGUACAGAGGGUGGAAAAACAGUUUACAAGGCAUGCAAACUUAGAUCUGCGCAGACUUCUUGUUGGAGACAGUCGGCUUUUAUCUUCUAUGAUCAAUCGUGUAGAAGAAUCUUUUGGUGUUUUAUUGAAUGCUAUCAGUUGUACACCUUUAUCAGAAAAUAUUCGGUCUGCAAUAUCACAGAUUAUUUAUCAUAGUGCUAAAUUACGUGGUUUAGUUUUUGCCAUUUUAUUUCACAAAGACGAUAUUAUCAGUAUUGUACGUAUGAAAAAUUAUCAUCUUUGCCCAUCAGAUAUUCACCUACUUCUUAAUCUUAUUGGUAGUUCACAAUCUUUCAAGUCAGUACAAUCACAUUGGCUGCCGAUUUGUUUGCCUAAAUUUGAUCCAAACGGAUUUUUGUAUGCCAAUGUUACCUAUCUAAAUGAUACCACAUUUUUGGUUUUACUUACUGUUGAUAGUGGUCAGUUUUAUCCACUCAAGGCAAUCACUGAAAAAAUAUUUAGAUCAUUGAGCACUACAAAUAAUGGUGAUUAUUUAUCUGCAAUAUCAUCAUCGAAACUUCCACAAAUAGCUGACACUGGUAUUAAGAAUUUACGACAUUUUGUAUACAAGUCUAUUCCUAUCGCUCAAUACAUUACCAGUCAAUGGAGUGUACCAUAUACGGCUAUGAGUAAGUCUGACCCAACCAAUACUUCCCUAUCUAGUUUAAAUCCUGAAAGAGAAUCUGCAUCAAUCAAUAGUGAUACUAUUCAGAAAUUACGUCGAAAUGUUUUAUUAUCCUAUAAACGCUUACAUAUGAGACUGCAUUCACCUACAAUGUCAACAAAAUUUAUCUAUAAAGUGACAACUACUGAAUUACAUUUCGGUUGGAAAACUGAUACUUUCGAGUUGUAUGCAACACUGGAACCAAUAAUUACAAAAGAAGAGUUAGGCGAAAUUCGUAAACAAUUAGUUAAAUGGAUUGAAUCAAAGAAAACGCAAUUCUUUAUUCUCUCGUCACCUACUUUUUAAACGUCACUUUUGUACAUUUUACUUAUUUUUGUAUAUUUCACCUUUUUUUUAACAUUUCCAUCAUGUGUAAUAAUCAUAAUAAUAUUCCUUGUGUGUGUGUGUGGGUGUGUGCGUGAGUGCACGUGUGUAUGCAUGUGUGUUUAUUGUGUAUAACUAUGUGAUUAUCCUCUUUCUCCGAUCAUUUUACUUCUUUAUAUGAUUGUAAAGUACCUUUUGUUUUUACUGAAUAAGUGUAAAUAUUUUGAAUUGUAUAAUAUCUUAGCUACAAAUAUGCAUAAUAACUAUAAUGGCGUUAUUCUGCACAGUA